Molecule: messenger RNA, 2488 nt
Organism: Rosa chinensis
Lineage: Eukaryota; Viridiplantae; Streptophyta; Magnoliopsida; Rosales; Rosaceae
Product: probable transcriptional regulator SLK2
Exons: 11
Coding region: 138-2270 (710 amino acids)
Biological process (GO): positive regulation of transcription by RNA polymerase II; negative regulation of transcription by RNA polymerase II
Cellular component (GO): transcription regulator complex; nucleus
Source: RefSeq, a predicted model, not a curated record
UCGGAGAAGUGAGUACGUGCCUCUUCUUGACCUCUUGUCCUACUAAACUGCCCACCGGCGCGUCCGGUCAACAAGUAACCGGUUCAGCCGGUCACCACUCUUGGGGACACUCACACUCUACCAAGAUUAAAACCUCCAUGAUGCAGAAUGCACUGAAAGAGUAUCUGAAUUCUAAGAUGACCCGAAACUUUGCGCAGUCUGACAACUUAUUGCAACAUGACGCGCAGUAUCAGGCUCUUGUAGCUUCUCUCUUGAAUGGGAACUUGGCAGGCUCAAACUCUUCAAUUGUAGAUGGUUCUUCCAAAUUUCAGCAGACCUCACAUUUGGAUCAAAAUCGCUCCCAGACACAUAAAAGGAAGCAAGAAGAGCAAUGUGUUUUCACUGCUAGUCCUCAGCUAGCAUUGAAGGACCACAAUCCACUUCUUAAUGGUGUACAACAGGAACCUAUUUCCGUAUGGCGAAAGCAUAAGAAAGCUAGACUGGAUGUCAAUCAAGAGGCUGUGAACGAGCAUGUAUUCCAGAAGAUGCUGCAGAGUGAGAACUCUGCUGAAUCGGAAAGAGAUCAAAUACGUGCAUUUUUUCAGCAUAAUGUGAUACCAAAUCAAGAUCAGCAAGCUAUUUUGAAUGCUGCUCCACAGUUGGGAAUUGAUAGAGAAAAGCAGCUGCAAUGGAUGAGGCACCCAGUUCCACAACAGGAUAUUGUGCAUCAAGCAACUGCAAUGCACGCAGUUCCACAACAGGAGAAGGUGCAUCAAGCAACUGCAAUGCACCAACCUGGUGUUUGUUCACAUCGGCUAAUGCAGUACCUGUAUCAUACUCGAACUCGGCCAAAUGACAAUAGCUUGGCCUAUUGGAGGCAAUUUGUGGCAGAGUUUUAUGACCCCUGUGCCAAAAGAAGGUGGUGUUUGUCCUGCUAUGAUAAAGUUGGAGAUCAUGCCCUUGGUAUUUCCCCCGACGCAGCUAUGGUAUCAUCAUGGCCGUGUGGCAUAUGUAAUUGUCAAUCAGGGCGGGGAUUUGAGGUGAGUUUUGAAGUGCUUCCAAGGCUAAGUAAAGUAACAUUUGAGGGUGGUGUGGUUGAUGAACUCUUGUUCCUGGAUUUGCCUCGUGAGAGUAGAUUUUCUUCAGGAUUAUUGAUGCUAGAAUGUGGAAGAGCAGUUCAGAAAAGUGUCUAUGAGCGGCUUCAAGUUGUUCAUGAAGGUCGACUUCGUAUAAUUUUCUCUCCUAAUUUGAAGAUAUUGUCCUGGGAAUUUUGUACACGCUCUCAUGAAAUUUUUCUUCGUCGAACUUCUGUUGCACCUCAGGUUUCUGAGUUGGGUAGUGCUGUACGGAAUUAUCAGUGCUCUAUUGAUGGUAGAGAAUCUAAUGGUCUUUCAUCCCAAGAUGUACAAGCUAGUUGCAAUAAGAUCCUGGAAGCAGGAGGACAAAUUGAAAAAGCUUUGAAUCUACAUGAGGUCGAUUAUUUGGGAUUUUCUAAGAAAUACACUCGGUUCUUACAGAUAGCUGAUGUUGUUGAUAGUAUGAAAGAUCUAAUGACUUUAUGUCAUAAUAAGGGCACUAGCCCACUUGAGAGCCUGAAGAGUUAUUGCAAAGGAACUCCCACCAAGCUCCAAAAAAAGAAAAUAAGAGGAAAGGGUCAAAAAGAGAGUGCUCAAGGUCUGCCGAAAGACGCGAAUAAGUUGAUGGCUACAUCUUGUGGUCAAAUAAAAAGUAAUGCAAAUCAAAGCUGCUCAUCUAUCAAUACUGAAGGUUUCUCAAAUGUGCCAGAAUAUAACCCCGUUGCGAGCAGAGAUAGCAAGUGGCAAACUAGUUUAAACCGGUACACUUCACCAUUUGAGGGUCCUAAGACCUCAAAUUCAGGACCGUAUAAGAAUUCAGAUGGAAAUGGCUUGUUAAAUUCAAAUUCCUCUAUGCAGCAGGAUGCUAUGCAUAACUUAAUACAGGAAUUUAUGAACAGCCGAGCAGUGAAUAGGCAUGACAGGGACGAAGUCGUCUGGGGAAGUGGGAAAAGUUCAGCGGUAGACGUGCCGUCAGGAGUUUGGGGCCGCCCAGCACCUGCAGCUGCUCUAGGAAAUGCUUUGGGCAGUAUGCCAGUAAGGACCCGUCAAUUGCACUCGAAUGCUGCCUUUACUAGGAACUUGUCUGAAGUCGCUGGCAGUUUUCAUGGAAAGGUUUUAUUUCCGGAAUCAGGCUUCAGUACAUCUAAUGGUUAUCAUGAUCACAAUAAGUUUUAUGGCAAUGACAGUAACCUGAACUAUGGUUGGAAGGCCUGACCAGUUGGGUGGGUCAUGUAAAGUUUGUACAGAUCUUUCAGGUGCAAGUCUUAUCUUUUUGCUACUAUUCCCUGAUGUGGAUACUAACCCACUUCCAAUGGUCUUUUGGGUUCUAGAUCAGGAUCAAUUCCAACCAGAUGUAAUGACUUUGACAACCCUUACCCUUUUGCAAUAUAUAUAUCUAAUAUUCUAAUUACAUUAGGUUAUCUUUCUUGAUC